UUUCAGAGUCUCCCCUUCAGUUCUAUGUGAACCAUGCCAGCAGUCCCAACGUCACCGCCUACGGUCCAGGUCUGAGCUACGGCGUUGCCAAAAAGAUGGCCACGUUCACCGUGUUUACAGAGGACGCCUCCGAAGGCGGGCUGGACUUGGCCAUCGAGGGUCCGUCCAAAGCGGAGAUCAGCUGCGUGGACAACAAGGACGGGACGUGCAGCGUGAGCUACCUGCCCACUCUGCCCGGAGACUACAACAUCCUGGUCAAAUACAACAACGACCACAUCGCCGGCAGCCCGUUCACCGCCAGGAUCACCGAGGACAACCAGCGGCGCUCUCAUGUCAAACUGGGCUCAGCGGCAGAUUUCUCUCUGGAUAUAAACGAGACGGACCUCAGUGUGCUGACCGCCAGCAUCCGGUCGCCAUCCGGCCGUGAUGAGCCCUGCCUGCUGAAGAGGAUGGCUAACAACCAUAUUGGGAUCUCCUUCAUCCCCCGGGAGGUGGGCGAGCACCGCGUCAGCAUCCUGAAGAACGGUCAGCACAUCCCCAACAGUCCCAUCACCAUCAUGGUCGUCCAGUCUGAAAUCGGCGACGCCACCCGAGUCAAGGCUCACGGCGACGGCCUCGUCCAGGGGACCACAUUCAACAAUGCCAGCUUCGUGGUGGACACACGAGAGGCCGGUUAUGGAGGCCUGGCUCUGUCCAUCGAAGGUCCCAGUAAGGUGGACAUCCAGACGGAGGACAUGGAGGACGGGACGUGUGGAGUCACUUACUGUCCGACUGAACCUGGAAACUACAUUGUCUCGAUCCGCUUCGCUGAGGAGCACGUCCCAGGAAGUCCGUUCACAGUGCGGGUGACGGGCGAGGGUCGUAUCCGGGAGAGCAUCACUCGACGACAGAAGGCAGCAUCUGUCGCCAGCGUGGGGAGUGUGUGUGACCUCAGUCUGAAGAUACCAGCGAUCGACAUGAAGGACGUCACUGCGGAGGUCACGUCCCCCUCCGGAGCGAAUCAGCCCGCCGAGCUGGUCGCCGUUGGAAACGACACCUACUGUGUGCGGUUCGUGCCCACAGAGAUGGGCGUGCACAGUGUGAGUGUGAGGUACAGGGGCGUGCACGUGCCAGGCAGCCCUUUCCAGUUCACCGUGGGGCCGCUGGGAGAGGGGGGGGCGUCCAAGGUGAGAGCAGGAGGUCCGGGACUGGAGGGAGCACAGGCAGGAGAGCCAGCUGAGUUCAGCAUCUGGACGAGGGAGGCGGGGGCCGGCGGCCUGUCCAUCGCCAUGGAGGGACCAAGCAGGGCGGAGAUCUCAUUCGACGACCGCAAAGACGGAUCCUGUGGCGUCUCGUACAUCGCUCAGGAGCCUGGUGAUUAUGAGAUUUCGGUGAAGUUUAACGACCAGCACAUACCGGACAGCCCCUUCCUGGUUCCGGUCGUAGCUCCGGUGAACGACGCCCGCCGCCUCACUGUUACCGGCCUUCAGGUGAGGCAUGAGGAGACACCUCCACACCCAGCCUGCCCUGCCUUGCUAAAGGGCUCUGAGGCCCAGUUGCAUAAGAAAUAUGUUUUUCUCCAAUAGGUUUGAUAUCAUUAU
This is a messenger RNA of Paralichthys olivaceus (Japanese flounder), 1580 nucleotides long. The record is from RefSeq and is a predicted model, not a curated record. Lineage: Eukaryota; Metazoa; Chordata; Actinopteri; Pleuronectiformes; Paralichthyidae.